Messenger RNA from Durio zibethinus, 1453 nucleotides. RefSeq names its product 14-3-3 protein 7. Lineage: Eukaryota; Viridiplantae; Streptophyta; Magnoliopsida; Malvales; Malvaceae. The record is from RefSeq and is a predicted model, not a curated record.
GUCGAUUCAGCUUCCCCAGCAAACCACAUCCAACAGCCUGAUAUCAAGGAACGGCAUUCCUAAAAGGCAGUUACCUUCCUCCGAAACCGCAAAAUCUAAAGAUCAAAGACUAUAGCGAGCGAGAGAAAAAAGAAGCGAUGGCGAAGGAAAGAGAGCAGCAAGUUUACUUGGCACGACUCGCAGAGCAAGCUGAAAGAUAUGACGAGAUGGUCGAGGCCAUGAAGAGUGUUGCUAAAUUGGAUGUUGAACUGACUGUGGAGGAGAGGAAUCUGGUGUCUGUGGGAUAUAAGAAUGUGAUUGGAGCAAGAAGGGCAUCGUGGCGGAUAUUGUCUUCAAUUGAACAGAAGGAGGAGGCCAAGGGUAAUGAACAAAAUGUGAAGAGGAUAAAGGAAUACAGGCAGAGGGUUGAAGAUGAGCUUUCAAAGAUCUGCAAUGAUAUAUUAUCUGUCAUUGAUAAGCACCUCAUUCCUUCUUCCGCAACAGGGGAAUCAAAAGUUUUCUACCAUAAGAUGAAAGGAGAUUAUUUUCGUUAUUUGGCAGAAUUUAAAGUAGGAGAUGAUCGCAAAGAAGCUGCUGAUCAGUCACUUAAGGCUUAUGAGGCUGCCACCUCCACUGCAAGCUCAGAUUUGCCUCCAACUCACCCAAUUAGACUUGGCCUGGCUUUGAACUUUUCUGUUUUCUACUAUGAGAUAUUAAAUUCUCCUGAGAGGGCUUGCCAUCUGGCUAAACAAGCAUUUGAUGAGGCAAUUGCAGAGCUUGAUAGCCUUAAUGAAGAAUCUUACAAGGAUAGCACCCUUAUUAUGCAGCUUCUUAGGGAUAACCUCACCUUAUGGACCUCAGAUCUGCCAGAGGAAGGAGGUGAGCAAUCAAAAGCAGAUGAACCUCAGGCAGAGAGUUAAUUGGAUGGAAGAGUAUUCUUUUAAGACUGGUCUUGUCGAGGUAGGAAAGGGGCUGCUGCUAGAGUGACCUCCUUUCAACUCAUAGUAGUACUACCAGGAUUUGUGACCUAUGGCUGGUAUCAAUUUGUUAACCAGAUGUUUGCUGACUGUUACUUGGCGUUCUCUUCUGUUUAAACAUAAUUGAAUCUGUUAUUUUAGUUUUGUUACCUCUGUUUUCUUAUGUGUUUCAAUUUUUGUUGUCUUGGCUUGUUUUUCCAUCUGUUGCUAACUGAUGCGCAAUUUGUCUUUGCUGCCUCAUUCCUCAAUUUAUAAUCACAAUUUGCGCCUUCCAGCCUGUCCUUGGAUUUGUUCAUAACCAUAGCUUAAAGCUCCAAUUUGGUAUUCAUUAUUUGGGAAGUUUUCUGAAUGAGGGGAUUGGCAUUGUGGAGCAGCGGGGUUGAUUUUUGCGCUGGAAUCUUUUGCAAAGUUCAUGGCAUGAGUCGGUGUUCAAUUUCAAAUAUCUAUUUUGGCGAUGAUGCUCUGGCGUUGUAAGUCAAAUUUCAUUGUUUCCAAAA